AUGUCUAACUCUCUAGAUACCAAUGGGGACGGUUGCUCAACAGAUUCUGCAUCCAGCGAGGAUUUCGAUGUCGUCGUCAUUGGCGCCGGACUCGCCGGUCUAACAGCAGCUCGCGAUAUCCUCAAGGCAGGUCUAUCAUGUAUCAUCCUAGAAGCCAGAGAUCGCGUCGGCGGCAAGACUUGGAGUCAAGAGCUUCCCGAUGGAAAAGGAACCGUUGAUCUAGGAGCUGCUUGGAUCAACGAUGUGAAUCAGACUCAAGUGUAUGCGUUGGCCAAGCAAUACAAUGCUGAGUUCAUCGAGCAAAACACUAUCGGCAAUUGUGCUAUUCAAGAUGCCAGUGGUAAAGUCUCAAGUUUUGCAUAUGGUGAAUUGCCACCUGUAAGUUUUGGACUCCAUCUGUACGGAGUGAACCAUGGGCUAAUUUACCNNCAGUUCGAUGAUGCAGCAAAGGAAGAUGUUGUACGUAUCCGCGACAUGUGCGAAGCAGAUUGUCAAAAUUUGGACACGUUCAAUCCUAGCGACAAGACUCUGGACUCGAUGAGUUUUGAAGCAUAUCUCCAAUCACGAGGCGCCAGUGAAACGAGCAUGUCUACAGCGACCGUCUGGACACGGGCGAUGCUUGGACAAGAACCCAAAGAUCUGUCGGCAUUGUACUUUCUGAAUUACUGCAAAUCUGGAGGUGGUCUUUUGCAGAUGCGGUCGGACCGCAAAGGUGGUGGCCAGCAUCUUCGUGUUCGUCAGGGCAUGCAGUUGUUUUCGAAAGGACUGGCCAGUGAUAUGGCAGAUGGUGUGAUACGUCUAUCAACCCCGGUGACGGCAAUCAAGAACAAUACUGGAAGUGGCGCUGUCGAAGUACACACUGGAGAUUCAGUCAUACGUGCCCACAAAGUCAUCACAACCGUCCCAACACCAGUCCUCAAGAACAUUUCCUUUUCGCCAGACUUACCCUCGAGCAAGCGAACAUGGAUCGAAUCGACAACUUACGGUUACUACACAAAAGCCAUGAUGGUCUUCCGCACACCAUUCUGGGUCGAGAGUGGUUUCUGCGGCCUCACACAAUCAUUCAUCGGUCCCGCAGGCGUAAUACGCGACACCAGUUCUCCAGCAGAUAACAAGCACAUCUUGACCUGUUUCCUAGGCGGCUCCCCUGGCUUCGCAUGGUCAUCUCUAUCAGAAGCGGACCGCGAACAGAGUCUCCUAAAGCAAAUCGGUCAACUGUUCAACGCUAAAGACAUUGUUGAGAACGAGUUCAUUCAACUGGUUACUUAUGAAUGGAUCAAGGAUGAAUAUUCUGGUUGGGGAUGUCCUUGCACUGGAUUGCCUCUUGGUGUGCUUUCUUCGCUUGGAGGCGGAAGUUUGAGGGAGCCAUGGAACGAUUUGCAUUUUGCUGGUACAGAGACUGCUGGAGAGUGGAAGGGGUAUAUGGAAGGUGCUGUGCGGAGUGGCGAGCGUGCGGCCGCGGAAGUCAUCAAAGAUCUUCGGAUAUAA
Molecule: messenger RNA, 1488 nt
Organism: Aureobasidium uvarum
Lineage: Eukaryota; Fungi; Ascomycota; Dothideomycetes; Dothideales; Saccotheciaceae
Source: the annotation of a GenBank genome assembly